AUGAAUCAAGAGAAAACAGUUGAAGAACCAUUACUUAGUUAAGCCAAGAUGAAUGAAUAUAAAGAGAGAGAAUUUAGAGAAUAUCUAGUCAAUUAGGAUGUUACACUUGCAAUUGUUAAAUGUAAAUAUAUUAAUUAUUAAUUGUUUCUAGUUCUUCUUGCUUUGAGAAAUGCACCAAACAAACCUGAUUCUCCAAGUCAAGCACUUAUAGAUUAUUUUAGCAUUCAUAAAGAUACAAGAGCUCAUGAAGAAUUCGAAAAAUUGAAAAGUGAUGUUGAAUAAUUAGAGCAAGGUUAUUGAUACUUAUAACUGUAUAGAGAAUAAUCAAUUAUCAAAAGAGAUUGAUUAAAUAAAAGAAUAGAUUGUAUAAUAGAAAUUAGAAAAAUAACGUAGAGAAGAAGAGGAAAGAGUUCGUUUAGAAGAAGAAGCAAAAAAGAAUACAAAGAAACCUACAAAAAAAUGA
Messenger RNA from Paramecium pentaurelia, 463 nucleotides. Lineage: Eukaryota; Ciliophora; Oligohymenophorea; Peniculida; Parameciidae. The record is from the annotation of a GenBank genome assembly.